Molecule: messenger RNA, 3381 nt
Organism: Punica granatum (pomegranate)
Lineage: Eukaryota; Viridiplantae; Streptophyta; Magnoliopsida; Myrtales; Lythraceae
Source: RefSeq, a predicted model, not a curated record
GUCAAAAGCGCCACAAAUCUUGCUUUCCUUCUCUGUACGUACUGAAUGGAGUCCCAGCUUCCCCGCCCCCAUGGGACGAGUCGCGCUGCCACGCUUUGGCUACUUCACAGCAUCGCUGCCAUAGCUCUUGCUGCCUGCUCCAUGUCCGAUGUGCAGGGUGCUCAUGGGAAUGAAACCGACCGACUUGCUCUGUUGGAAUUCAAGGCCAAAAUAAUAGUUGACCCACUCAGUGUCUUGAGCUCGUGGAGCUCCAGCCACCAUUAUUGUCAGUGGCACGGAGUUACUUGCGGCCGAAGGCACCAGAGAGUCACCAUAUUAGACUUGCAAUCGCAAGAACUGUCGGGGACAAUUUCCCCGCAUAUCGGGAACCUGAGCUUCCUGAGGGUGCUCGAUCUCCAGAACAACAGCUUCUAUUCAAGGAUUCCCCUUGAAGUAGGUCAUCUGUCGAGACUGCUGCAUUUGUACCUCAAUAACAACUCACUCAGUGGACCGAUUCCUCCCAGCCUCUCCAGUUGCUCCAAUCUCGUCAGCACCAGACUCCACAACAACAAGCUUCAGGGGUACGUUCCUGCAAAUCUCAGCUCCCUGUCCAAGCUCAGAGAGCUUUGGAUGGGGGACAAUGGUUUGAGCGGAGAGAUCCCACUUUCCGUUGGAAACUUCUCAUCUUUAGAGUAUCUUCAUUUGGGAAAUAAUAAGCUUAGGGGUACGGUUCCAGAUACUCUCGGCAACUUGAGAAACUUAAUUUUUCUCUCUCUUGCGAAAAAUAAUUUAGUUGGAAAUUUUCCUUCGUCACUCACCAACAUUUCUUCCAUGGAAGCUCUUGAUUUGGCCAUUAACCAAUUGGUGGGUUCCUUGCCGUUGGACUUGGACAUCACUCUUCCAAAUCUCCAAUUUCUCUCGGUGAUGUAUAACCGGUUCACUGGAUCUAUCCCCAAAUCGAUAUCCAACAUGUCCCAACUAAAUGAUUUUCAAAUUACAUCCAACAGUUUCACUGGGGACGUUCCGUCUUUCCGAAAGAUGAGUAACCUUCUCUUUUUGGGUAUUGGUUCAAAUUAUCUGGGAAGGGGGCUAGCCAAUGACCUCGACUUCCUCUGCUCCUUGACAAAUGCCACAAAUCUCUAUUAUCUUGGUAUAGGUAAUAACAGUUUUGGAGGGGAAGUGCCCAAAUGCAUCGGCAAUCUGUCCAUCAUUCUUGACAUGUUUGUGUUGGAAGGAAAUGCUUUAUCCGGAACCAUGCCCAGUAGUAUCGGGAAUCUCAUAAAUCUGGAGGUGUUGUCAGUGUCGCUUAACAAUUUUUCAGGUAGCAUUCCUCCCGAAAUUGGAAAUCUCAAAAAAGUGAAGGAAUUGUAUCUCGCAUACAAUAUGUUCACCGGAGAGGUCCCGCACACGCUCGGGAAUUUGUCAAUGUUGGCUCACCUGUCCAUGAGUAAAAACAAUCUUCUGGGCACCAUACCUUCCUCUUUGGGCAAGUGUCAGAGCUUAUCAUUUCUAGAUCUUGCAGAUAACAGCUUGCUGGUGCCAUACCCCCUGAGAUUAUGGGCCUGUCUUCUCUAUCAAUCUAUGCCGAUUUCUCAAUGAACAAUCUAACAGGCGAGCUUCCUGUGGAAAUAGGGAAUCUGAAAUAUCUAGGCGAAUUACAUCUCUCGGGGAACAAGUUGUCAGGAAAAAUUCCAAGUAGUUUAGGUAGUUGUACGUCGUUGGAGUACUUGUACAUGGGGGACAACAUGUUUACAGGUCCCAUCCCUUCAACUCUGAGUUCCUUACGGGGGAUUAAAAAGUUAAAUCUCUCCCACAACAGGCUCUCUGACCAAAUUCCCGAUUUCUUGGAGGAUCUCAAUCUUACAAGUUUAGAUCUGUCUUUCAAUAAUUUUCGGGGCAAUCUGCCUACGAGAGGAGUUUUUGCAAAUACAAGUGCAACCUCAGUUUUGGGAAAUGAGAAGCUUUGUGGGGGUCUACCUGAAUAUCGGCUGCCCAAAUGUAAAUCAACCGGUAGAUCAACUAAUGGCAGAGUGAGAAAUGCUUCUAUCUACACGGUGUCGGGGAUCUUGGCAAUAGCGUUUAUGCUCUCGUUACUUUGUUUCCUCUGGCAUAGGAAAUAUAGGAAAACAGUCGCUUCCAGCUCCUCAAAAGACCGGUUUCUGAAAGUUUCAUAUCAAGACCUACUGAAAGCAACUGAUGGGUUCUCCUCUGCCAAUCUGAUCGGGACCGGUAGUUUUGGAUCAGUGUUUAAAGGGGUUCUUGCUUUGGAUCAGACAACCAUUGCCGUGAAAGUGCUUAAUCUUGAUCGUCAUGGUGCAUCAAAGAGCUUCAUUAAAGAGUGCGAGGCCUUGAGAAACAUCAGGCAUCGAAAUCUUGUUAAGGUACUCACGGCAUGUUCGGGCACUGAUUACCAGGGCAAUGACUUCAAGGCCUUGGUAUAUGAGUUCAUGGUCAAUGGGAGCUUGGAUGAGUGGCUGCAUCCACGAGUUGGAACGAGUGCAGAGAGAGAGGUUAUACCGAGGCAAUUAGGUCUUCUCCAGAGGGUGAAUAUUGCCACAGAUGUUGCUUGUGCUUUAGAUUAUCUCCAUCAUCAAUGUGAAACACCCAUGGUGCACUGCGAUCUUAAGCCAAGCAAUGUCCUCAUUGACGGUGAAAUGACUGGGCAUGUAGGUGAUUUUGGGUUGGUCAGGUUCAUGCCAGGAGCUACUGGGGAGCUGAUUUCUGAGCUGACAAGUUCUAUUGGAGUAAAAGGAUCUCUCGGCUAUAUUGCCCCCGAGUACGGAGAGGGGGCUGAGGUGUCAACUCAUGGAGAUGUUUACAGCUACGGCAUCCUCAUGCUGGAGAUGUUCACAGGGAAGAGGCCCACCGAUGACAUGUUCAGGGAUGGGCUGAACCUUCAUCUCUUUGCCAAGGCAGCCUUUCCGGAGCGAGUUCUGCAGAUAAUUGACCCUGUCUUGCUCCGGGAGAGUCACGACGAGGAUGAUGGCCGAGACAUCAGGAGAACUCAAAGGAGCCACGACAGGUUCCUUAAGAUUCAAGAGUGUCUGGUCUCGAUAGUGGAAAUAGGAUUGGUCUGCUCUUCCGAAGUUCCAAUUGGCAGGAUGAGCAUGAGAGACGUUGCAGCUGCUCUGCAGGCAAUUAGGAAGAAGCUUACCGGAAGCUGAGGAUAUUGAAGACAGUAAAAGAUGCGGUCUAUGUUACAUCUAAAUGAGGGUACUUUCACGUUGUUUUUAGAAUGUAUUUGGUAAGUUGUGAUGUUGUGGUUCGACUCUAAUUCCACUAUUACAUAUGCUUCCCUUUUCUCAUGAGCUGAAUGUUGUGAUGUUGUUUGAUUUCUCAUCGCAGAUUUCUGAUUUUUCUUUUACAAAACAAACUAAACAUUUAUAAUGGCUUAGCUACCAA